AUGCUCUUCUACAUGAAGAAGCUAAAUAAACAAAAAUAGAAUUUCAUGAACUUUAAAUUAAAUAUGAUGAACUACUUAAAACGAAGAGAAAACAAAAGAUAACAAAAGAAAUUUAAUAUAAAGACUUUUCUUAAUUAACAGAAGUAUAGCAAUCAAAUAUUUAAAUUUUAUGAAAGAAAAUGAAUAAAUUAUAAUUCCUGUAUUCCUAGAGAAAUGAUAAAGCAAGUGUUAAAAUCAAUUGAAGUAGUUAAAAAAGUAAUAAAAGAAAUAAAAAACCAACUGAUGUCAAAAUUAAAGAAAUUCCAAUAGAUAUUCCAUAAUACAAAGAAGUUAUUGUAAAUAAGGAGGUACUAGUCUACAAAGAGAUUCCAGUAGAAAAAACAGUCCCAAGAAGAUAACAGUAGAGAUCUGAUAUUUGAUUGCAAAGAGAAUGAUUAAAGUAUUUUUAAUGAUAAGAAAAUUAUAUAAUUAAACUAUCAUUUCAUUUAAAUUUAAAUUAUACUACUUAUAAAUUGA
Molecule: messenger RNA, 516 nt
Organism: Paramecium octaurelia
Lineage: Eukaryota; Ciliophora; Oligohymenophorea; Peniculida; Parameciidae
Source: the annotation of a GenBank genome assembly